GUAUGACUGUGUUGUGUUUCUGUGCAUGAAUUGCAUUGUUCACAUACUGACUUUUUAUCUAAACAAUUCUAACUAAGCAGCACAAUGAACUCUUUAUUCUACAUGUAUCUGUGGCUUAUAAAGCAGAUCUCUCACAUUGACCAAACCUGCCCGAUGCACCCUGAGAGUGAGUCAGUUCUCCACUGGAGGUGAACUUUGUAGCCCGAUGCUAACAGUCGCAGCAGCACAGCAAGUAGCGUUAACGCCGGUCACUGUUGAAUAACAUUUAUUACUGCGGUAAAACAUUUUUUUUUUUUAAAACAGCUUUUGAGACUCGACCCACGUCAGGACAUUAACAACGUUACAUAUUAUUGCAGAAGAAAGCCAGACGGAAGUUAAAUAACUUACUAGAGUGAGAUGCUAGCUCUAACGUUAGCUAGCUCACGAGCACUGCCAGAAAGUUAUGUGCUGAUGUACCUGAUUCAGCCUGGACAUAUUAGUGUUUACUAACAUUAGAUUCUUGCACAGUAAAUACUAAACAUGGCGUUCCUGAAGCUGGCAGGUGUAACAAUCACCUCCAUCAGUCCUUAACACACUUCAAAGUCAGUAACGUUGGCUGAAAUUAACCAGUUUCAAAACGGCUGCACCAGGGGAGAAACUGGACCCCGCAUCCAGGUCAAAGAUGGAGUUGGCAGUGGCUCACCCGGCUCUCAAAGCCUUUAUGUGUGGCUCUCUCAGCGGCACCUGCUCUACGCUGCUCUUCCAGCCUUUGGAUCUGGUCAAGACGCGGCUGCAGACCCUGCAGAACACUGCCAAGCCGGGUGCACCAAAGGUGGGGAUGUUCAACGUUUUAAUCAACGUUAUUAGGACAGAGAAUUUCUUCAGUCUGUGGAAGGGAGUCUCACCAUCAUUUGUGCGCUGCAUCCCCGGGGUGGGCAUCUACUUCAGCACUUUCUACUCGCUGAAGCAGCACUACUUCCUGGAGCGGGCACCUAACGCUGGCGAGGCUGUUCUGCUCGGAGCGGGUGCCAGAGCUGUGGCUGGAGUCUGCAUGCUGCCAUUCACAGUGAUCAAGACACGCUUUGAGAGUGGCUGUUACAACUAUGUGAGUGUGGCAGGCGCUCUGAGGAGUGUGUAUGAGACGGAGGGAAUCAGGGCUCUAUUCUCGGGGCUGACUGCCACGCUGCUCCGAGACGCUCCGUUCUCUGGCAUCUACGUCAUGUUCUACAGCCAGGCCAAGAAGGGGCUGCCUGAAGGGGUGACUUUGUCGGCCUAUGCCCCGCUGGUGAACUUCAGCUGUGGGAUGGUGGCAGGCGUCAUGGCGUCGCUGGCCACACAGCCAGCAGACGUGGUGAAGACCCACAUUCAAAUUAGCCCAUCCUACUGGAGCACGACGGAUGCUAUCCGCUACAUCUACACGGAACACGGCAUGAUGGGGUUUUUCCGUGGGGCUGUCCCCAGGUCUCUACGACGCACUCUGAUGGCUGCUAUGGCUUGGACUGUCUACGAACAGCUGAUGGCUCGAAUGGGCCUCAAAUCCUGAAGAGCAUCAGUGUUGGAACAGGAUGGAAUACGAGUGGAUAAUGAUGCACAUUAUUACCUAACUGAAAGGCCCGUGGAAGAUGAAAGAGGAGCCGAGCUUGUAGAGACGGUGAAUCAGCACUACUAAGAUUAGGAGAAGAGGACCCAGGUGGAUAAAUGUGAGAGUAAGAAUGCUGUGACUGCGUGGUUGUUUUUGUUGUUAUUUAAAUGUUUGUGAAAAUGUGCCUGUUUGUGUCGACUGUGUCGAUUGUGAUGUUACACCUGACGCACUCUUAAUGUCCAUCUUGCGCUGAAGUGACACUCCCUGCUGUGAAGUGAACUUAUUCCUCCUCUCACUAUAUGUUUCUUCGGGCUGCUACUUAAAAAAAUGACCUCACAGAGAGAUUCUGUGCUGGGCAGCUUUGACAAGGUAUUUUUAAAAUGCUGUCAAGACAAACGGGACUCUCAGCAAACCGGUGUAUCGUAAAUCUGCUGAGGUAGACAAAAGCAAAGCGCUGCAGAGAGAGAGAGAGGGCUCUGGAAACUUAUGAGAUUGAGCAAUGUUUCUUACUCGCUAAUUAACAAGCAGACUUGGCUUUUUAAUUUGUUUCGGGCUCAGACAAUCACAAGUACUCACAUUAUGGGAAAGUAAAUCACAAUAAAGCCUUUGUUGCCAUACUGCUUUAAAACUAUGCCAAUUUAAAGUUUAUAUACAACUGUGAUGCAUUUUGUGACUCCUCAACCAGAUGUGCUUUUUAAAGAAGUAACAGUGAUCCGUCACAUCUUGGCUUAACAAACGUAGCAGAAACAUUCAGCGCUGUAACAGUAUUUCAGUCAGAUCAGGACUUUGUGGAUUUAUGUUUUUUUCUAUUGAAAUGCUUAAUAAAAUGUUUUAUGGGAGAAUAAAAACA
Messenger RNA from Cottoperca gobio, 2411 nucleotides. RefSeq names its product mitochondrial glycine transporter B-like. NCBI's taxonomy places the organism in Eukaryota, Metazoa, Chordata, Actinopteri, Perciformes, Bovichtidae. Bases 662 to 1522 code for a protein of 286 amino acids. Gene Ontology annotation, biological process: glycine import into mitochondrion. The record is from RefSeq and is a predicted model, not a curated record. Gene Ontology annotation, cellular component: mitochondrion; mitochondrial inner membrane. Gene Ontology annotation, molecular function: glycine transmembrane transporter activity. The transcript has 8 exons.